GAGCCGGAGGACGAUGAGCCGCGCUCAGGCUGCGCGGAGCCCAGCCCUGCCCCGCGCGGCCCCGAGCUCCGGGAGGUACCAGGUGUCCCCAACUUUGGGCACCGCCUCUGGGACCCCCUAGCGGCCAGCAGGCAAGCUAGUGAGCUCCUGGUAUUCUGUGCUGUGGGCUUCGGUGGGCAGAGGCAGGCGUGGGGGACCGUGCAUGCCGAGAGCCGCCUCACACCUGAUAAAAAAGCCAGCGGAGGACCCAGCACUGCUAUCUUGAGUUGCUGAGUGGAACCUCCAGGGACGACAAGGGGAGGGACAGAGAUUAGGCCGAGAAAGGGCAGGGCCGUCUGGCCAGCCUAGGCAGGCGCCCUCUGUGCCAAGUGGGGCUCAUCUCCCGAGGGAGGGGACUCCAGAGCCCCGGGCCCCUGGCCGGGCAGACCUCCCACCCCGCGCGUCCCGACCCCAGGUGCCACCGCUGAUGUGCCUCGCCUGCCAUGCCGCCCUCCAUCUCCGGCUUCCAGGCCGCCUACAUCAGCGUGGAGGUGCUCAUCGCCCUGGUCUCCGUGCCCGGGAACGUGCUGGUGAUCUGGGCGGUGAAGAUGAACCAGGCGCUGCGGGACGCCACCUUCUGCUUCAUCGCGUCGCUGGCGGUGGCUGACGUGGCCGUGGGCGCUCUGGUCAUCCCACUCGCCAUCCUCAUCAGCAUCGGGCCGCAGACCUACUUCCACACCUGCCUCAUGGUCGCCUGCCCUGUGCUCAUUCUCACUCAGAGCUCCAUCCUGGCCCUGCUGGCCAUUGCCGUGGACCGCUACCUCCGCGUCAAGAUCCCCCUCCGGUAUAAGACGGUGGUGACGCCCCGCAGGGCGGCGGUGGCCAUCGCCGGCUGCUGGCUGCUCUCCUUCGUGGUGGGCCUGACGCCCAUGUUCGGCUGGAACAACCUGCGUGCGGUGCAGCGGGCCUGGGAGGCCAACGGCAGCGUGGGCGAGCCCGUGAUCAGGUGCGAGUUCGAGAAGGUCAUCAGCAUGGAGUACAUGGUCUACUUCAACUUCUUCGUCUGGGUGCUGCCCCUACUGCUCAUGGUCCUCAUCUACCUGGAGGUCUUCUACCUGAUCCGCCGCCAGCUCAACAAGAAGGUGGCGUCCUCCACCGGCGACCCGCAGAAGUACUAUGGGAAGGAGCUGCGGAUCGCCAAGUCGCUGGCCCUCAUCCUCCUGCUGUUCGCCCUGAGCUGGCUGCCCCUGCACAUCCUGAACUGCAUCACCCUCUUCUGCCCCUCCUGCCACAAGCCCAGCCUGCUCAUCUACAUCGCCAUCUUCCUCACACACGGCAACUCGGCCAUGAACCCCAUUGUCUACGCCUUCCGCAUCCAGAAGUUCCGGGUCACCUUCCUCAAGAUCUGGAAUGACUAUUUCUGCGGCCAGCCGGCGCCCCCCAAGGAUGAGGACCCCCCGGAAGACAGGCCAGAUGAGUAGGCUUCAUCUGCCCACGGCCGGAGCACCUCAGCUCGGUCCUCACCUGCCCACCAUCCCGCUUGUCUCCCGGAGCCUUCCCUGGCCUGGCUGUGGGACGUGGGGUGUCCUGCGCCUCUGGGUCUGGAAGUGGGUUGGGGGGCAGUCCAGGGGGAAGGAGCGGGUAACCCGAGGGAGGAGGAAAGGGGCUUUUGCCUCCCCGUGUGCCUGGCCAUCCCAUGGGCAGCCCUGGCUUCCGACAAAGAGGCCUCGUGGGCGGGGCUGGGGGGCAGGGGCCCUGUCUUAGCGGUAGGGGCCCAGGGGCCCCAGGACCAAGCUGCAGGAGGGGGAGGGGUCCCCUGCGCGAGGAGCAACGGAGGGGAGCAGGGCCUUGCUUUUCUCUUCUGUCUUCAGGGGAAAGUGGCCAAAGCCACUGAGGGGCGGAAAUGAGGAUCCUCAGCCCCUGCCUCCCAGGUGCCUGCCGCCCUUGCUCAGAGCAGCCUAGGCUUAUACUUGGGAAGGAGGCAGAAACAGCAAGUCGAGAAAUCUCUUCUAAUAUCUGCUUUAUUCUGCACCAGCCUUUGGACCCUGGGGGGUGCUCAGAGGCCCCUGAGCAAGUGUGGAGUGUGUUGUGGGCUUCCCACAGCCACCAGGUGGCAGCACUGAGUGCCCAGCAGCGGCCAGGACUGUGGUUGCCUGUCCUCUGGGCCACCAGCUCACGGAGGGGCCUGGACUCUCCUGACGCCCACCGCUGCUGCUGCUGGGCCUGAUGGAGACCUGCCAACUCGUGGGAGCAUCGUGCCUGCCCGGGGAGGGGGCGCACGAGGGACGUGGCUGACUGUGGACCCUGCUGGGGUGAGGUACAGCAGGCUGGGGCAGCCCAGAGGAGACUCCUCCUGAGGGUGUGGGCGAGGAGCUGCUGCUGGCCUCUGAAUGCCUGCAGCACCCCCUGCUUUUGGCCUGGUUUUCAGGGCCUUUGGGACUCCGCUGCAGAGUUGAGGAUUUUAGGUUGUCUGGUCAAGGGCACCCUUUACCAAACCUGAAGCCCCUUGUCCAGGGGGUGGGGGGGCAGGACUCUGCGUGUGAUCAGAGACUCCAGGCCCACCCUCCCUCAGAGGCAGGCUGUGCCCUGACUCCCAGGGAGGACCCUGACUGAUCAAAGACUGGGACCCCCAUACUGGGGCAACCGACAGCCUCGGUGGUGGAGGGGAUGCAAAGUGGGGCCCAGAAGUGGGGAGCGGGGCCAUGUGGAGGCUCUCGGAGAAGGAGGGGCCAGAGAAGGGUGUGUGUGUUCUCACAAUUCUUACCCUGGGGCAGCAAGCCCUGAAUGCAGAAAUAAGAACCCAAAAAAGCUCACGUCGGGCAGACACCCCCAAAGUCUCGAGUCCCCUUCCACCAGACCUUCCUCAAGGUGUUGUGCGCGGAGACCCCCUCUGGUGACAGUUCAGUACCCCCUUGCAGGGAUGUGGCGCCGGCCCGUUGUGACGACGGUCACUGUCACAGAUCGCUGCUGCAGACCCAGUGGCGACGUGCACACCUUUAUUUGAGUGCCUCGCGCCCGCCCUGCAGCUCUUUGCCAACUGAUCGUGGCCCUGGUGCCCGGGAAGCCGGUCCGGGCCCACCAGGCCCCUCCUGGGUCCUGGGCUCCAGCCUCGGGGGAGGGAGGCUGGGCUGGAGCUGGGGAGCAGAGCGGUCAGCUGUCACUUUGGAAACGGGUGUGGGGCAUCCGAGGAGCUUGAUUUUCGGCCUGGUGGCCCUGACCCCUCAGGCCUAGAGCACCUGGCAGAGGACGUGCGUCAUGAGCUCUCUCGGGGGAAGUGGCCCCUCUCUCCUUCCCGAUCUGAGCUUUGCCCACUUCUUCUGUGCCGGAGCCUCAGGAGCACCUUGCAGGGGAAGCAGGGAAGGUCCUUGGCCAUACUUCCCUGACGAGACACAGGUCCAAGAGACACCCUGGCCUCAGGUCACUCAGAGCCAGGACCAAGCCCUGCAGCGAGUCACUGCCUCCCCAGCAGGGCCCUGCCUGCCAGCUCCCUGGUGUCCCCGGGGGCCCCAGCUUGUUACCUGUGUCCUCACCACAGCCUCCUCCAGCGCUGUUCAGUGUGUGGCUGCGGCUGGGAGAGACACUGAGUGUUAGAGUUGGGUCGGGGAGAGGGGUCCUCUGGGGGCCAGAUUGGCAGCGAGGAGCCAGAGGGGCUCAUGGCUACAGCCCGGGGGGACUCUUAGCCCCUCUGCCCACCCUGGGCCGCCUUCCUGGCAGCCGGGCCUCGGUGGUCUCACCACCCCUCAGCCUCACCUCACCUCUCAAGGCUCAGCCUCCUCUAGCCCAGCAGGAGGGGCGGGGGGCGUCUCCUGCUCACCCCCUGACAGGCCCCAGAGGAGAGACCCUCCUUCAGCCCUCACCUUUGACCUCCAGCCGGCAGUCUGCGGUUGCCUCCCCGAGCGCGUUGACGGCCUUGCAGGUGUAGACCCCAGAGUCAAAGGGGCUGGGUUUCCGGAUCUCCAGGGUGCAGACGCCUUGCUCGGAGAAGGCGCGGUAUUUGGGGUCCCCCUGGAUGUUCAUGUUGUUUUUCAUCCAGAUGAUCUUGGGCUGGGGAGACAUGGUCACAGGGAGGCCGGCGGUUGUGGGCUGGGUCUCGGCCUCCAAGGCCGUCCUCAGACUUGGGCGGAGACGCCGGGCCAGAGUCCUCAGCCUGCCUGCCCCUCCCCAGGCCUCACCUUGGGCGAAGCUCGGACACUGCAGGAGAGCUGGGUGCUGUAGCCAGGGGUGGUGGUGUGGUCGACCAGGGGCUGGGUGAAUGAGGGGGGCUUCUGAGAAGUCUCUUGCAACAAACCUUUUAAGUUUGGCAGCAAUAUCUGGGUUCAGGGGAGAAAAUGGAGUGAAUCUGAGGUUCCAGGAGGAGACCCUUCUCCUAAAGCAGUCACCAAGUUCCCAUGUAGGUGUCUUCUGCGGAGAAUGUCUCUCUGGGCCAUGCGCUGGUGGCCUGCAGAAAGGCCUCGGCCUCUAGAGGUGGGACGGCUGGGGCGCCAGGCGUGGCCAGCAGGCGGGCACUUGGAGACAGAAGGUCUCAAAGAGGCAGAGGGCAGCUGGGACCCAGGUGGGCCGGGGACAGGAGCAGAGAGAGGAGGUGAUCUUGGCUGAGGUGGAGACCAGCAGAUCAGAGACACUGCAUUUCAUUUCCGUUGUCUUUGGAGAGCUGACUGGCUUUCCUUUUUUCAAUAAAAAUUUCUCCCUAAUUCUGUGCGGCUCAGGCUGGUGUUAGAAAGGGUGUGGCCCCUGGAGCCGGCGUGGA
Messenger RNA from Artibeus jamaicensis (Jamaican fruit-eating bat), 4726 nucleotides. RefSeq names its product adenosine A1 receptor (gene ADORA1). NCBI's taxonomy places the organism in Eukaryota, Metazoa, Chordata, Mammalia, Chiroptera, Phyllostomidae. Gene Ontology annotation, cellular component: dendrite; membrane; synapse. Gene Ontology annotation, molecular function: G protein-coupled adenosine receptor activity. The record is from RefSeq and is a predicted model, not a curated record. Gene Ontology annotation, biological process: G protein-coupled adenosine receptor signaling pathway.